CUGCUAAGCUUUCUACCGAUCAGGACCAACCGAUCUCCACACGUCACACAGCUCAAUUCCGUUUGUGUAUCAGUCUGUAUUUCAGUUGUAGAUAGAAACAGCAAACUGUACAAUUCUGAGAAAUCUGGAUCAAGCUGAAAAGUGAAAAUUGAAUCUGAAAAACUGAAAAAGUGAAUCAGAUUGAAAAUUGAGUCUGGAAAUUUGCAAAAAAAUUUCUAUCAAAUAGCAAUUCUCUUUCAAUCCUCUAUUCUUUAUAAGAUUGAAAUUGAAAAUUGAAAAAAGCUACUGCAGUCUUAAAAUCUAUCAGUGUUAACCUAUAGCUAUGGUAGUAUUAGCUGCUUCCAUAUGCACCCGUGGGGGUAAGGCAUUAUUGUCAAGACAGUUUAGAGAAUUAAGCAAUGAUAGAAUCACAGCACUUUUGGCUAACUUUCCCUCGUUGAUCUCCAACUCGUCGAGUCAGCACACCACCGUAGAAGAUGACAGCGUCAGAUACGUCUACCAACCCUUGGAGGAGUUCUACAUCGUGUUAAUAACCAACAAGACGUCCAACAUCUUGCAAGACAUCGACACAUUGCAUCUUUUUGCCUCGACCGUAAGCAACUUGUUGAGAAACGUCGACGAGCGUGAAGUGUUUGACCAUGCUUUCGAGAUCAUAGAUGCAUUCGACGAAAUCAUCAGCUUGGGCUUCAAGGAAAAUCUCACCUUGAGUCAGAUCCAAACAUUUUUGGAGAUGGACUCGCAUGAAGAAAAGAUUCAAGAAAUCAUCGAGCGUAACAAGGAGUUAGAGGCUACCGAAGAAAGAAAGAGAAAGGCCAAGGAGAUCCAAAGAAAGGAGUUGGCUAAGCGAAACUUGGAGCAGUUGUCGCAACUGGCCUCGUCUGGAGGUUAUGACUCGUUCCAAUCAUCGCAGGCAACACAGUCGUACCAGCCUACGUACCAGCCUACACCUAUUAUUGAAACUAACACUUCAACCAUCAAUUCCCACUCGUUAAGUAGCAAACCAUUGACAGGCAGAGGCGGCUUGCAAUUGGGCAAAAAGACAACCAGACCAACCACGGAGUCACACCAGCCGCUACUUGCCCAAUCACAACCUGUUUUCCACCACACAAGGCCACAGCCAGUUCAAUUGGCUGAAGCUACUCCUCCAAUCUCACAAAGCGCUUCUCCUGUUCCAACCAAUCUCAAGGUUCCAAACAACGGCAUAUUGAUCACCGUCAACGAGAAAGUCUCUGUAGUGUUGUCACGUGAAGGUGCUGCUGUAUCGUCUGAAGUAAAGGGUGACUUGCAGUUAAGAAUAAAUAACGUAGAGUUGGCCCACUCAAAGAUCUUGUUGGAAACAGGAGACAGGUCCACCGGAAUCCAAUACAACACACAUCCCAAGGUGGAUCGUAACUUGUUCACGUCCCAAGGAGUUAUCAGCUUGAAGGAUAAGACAAAACCCUUUCCAGCCAACGAUCACGCUCUUGGUGUCUUGAGAUGGAGAGCUGUAGGAAAGAAAGACGACUUGUCGCUAAUUCCAAUUGUCAUCAUUGCCUGGGUCAACUUUGACAAUGCUGGAACUGCCGAAGUCACGUUGGAAUAUGAGUUGUCCUCGGACUUCUUGGAUUCUCAUGCUUCUUCCAACGAGUCUUUUGAUACCGUAAAGGUGUUGGUGCCAAUAGCAUCGCCAGAUGUUAACUUGAAGGAAGCUGAAAACGUAUCUUACGACAUUAGCGAGUUCGGUGUCAUCUUCAACAUCGAAGGACUUUCCAUUGAAAAUCCACUGGGCUCGUUUGUUUUCACAAUUCCUUCUGAGGACGAAGACUCGUUAUUCCCCAUGGAAUUGCAAGUGGAAUUCUCCUCUACCGAAGUCACAGAAUCCGACCUGGCUCUUGGUAAGAUCAAGGUUAUAGACAUUGUAUCCAAUAACGAUGACGAAACAUCGUUGCCAUUCGACUUGCACUACAACUUGCAGUCAGAAUCUUACCAAGUCGAGUAGGUCCACUAGAAACAAAAACUUCCUAAACCUUUUGUAAAGUUCUUUAUAUUCUUCAAGUUGUAGCUUAUAUAAUUUAUACAUGCUAUACUCAUUCUAGA
Molecule: messenger RNA, 2076 nt
Organism: Scheffersomyces stipitis CBS 6054
Lineage: Eukaryota; Fungi; Ascomycota; Pichiomycetes; Serinales; Debaryomycetaceae
Gene: RET2
Product: coatomer subunit delta
Exons: 1
Coding region: 323-1978 (551 amino acids)
Biological process (GO): endoplasmic reticulum to Golgi vesicle-mediated transport; retrograde vesicle-mediated transport, Golgi to endoplasmic reticulum; Golgi localization
Cellular component (GO): COPI vesicle coat; cytosol
Source: RefSeq, a predicted model, not a curated record